Molecule: messenger RNA, 2094 nt
Organism: Tupaia belangeri chinensis (Chinese tree shrew)
Lineage: Eukaryota; Metazoa; Chordata; Mammalia; Scandentia; Tupaiidae
Gene: MROH9
Product: maestro heat like repeat family member 9
Exons: 14
Coding region: 1-2094 (697 amino acids)
Cellular component (GO): cytoplasm
Source: RefSeq, a predicted model, not a curated record
AUGCCCUCCUCUCCAGCUUUGUCAGCUUUCUGGCACCUUAAUUUGAACUACUCAGAACUCAGCUGGCAAAGGCAAGCAUUCCCAUUUGUUUCAGGACAUUCUUCUGAAGCCUAUAAGCUAUGUAAGCUGUGUUGUCAGUUUCAUUGCAAAGAUGUUUUGACUUUAGCUGAGUGUUUUUACAAUGAGAAUUCAGAAUUCCUUUACAUGUUGAAGUGGCUGCUGUACUGUGUGGCCCAUGUCUCCUGCUUGGGAAUGGAUGGUUACUCUGUAGCUAGUAGAUUUACGGCCCCCCCGCGGGGGGCCGCGGCGCGCAGCCGCACCACCGAUCGGCUGGCCUCCCUCCGGGUACCUAGGAUUCUGGAUGCUAUUUAUAAGCAAUUGAGUAAAAAUCCUUCUCACAUUAUGAAGCAUGUUAUGCUGAGGGUCAUUACUUUGUUGACCCGCACUUCACCCAGGAUGAUUAUCUUUAAACUGUUGGACUACCCAGUCCCAGCAGACAACACGCUGGUGCUGAUGUGGCAUGCGGUGGGUUUGGAGUCACGCACGGCCUCACAGGUGCUGAAGACAAUACUGUUGAUACUGAAAGGAAAGACUGGAGAUAUGAAGAAUGCCCUCACGGAAAGACACUUCUCUCUGGAUGAUAUCAACAUGAUGCCCUUGGCGGCAUCCCAGGCCUUAUGUACCCUGCUGCCCAUUGACUCUUACAGGAAAGCAAUGAUCCACUUCUUCCCCCAACUACUGAUGGCCCUCAUGUUUCAACACUCCUGUAGCAGCCGGAUGAGGCCACUGGAGCAGGACAGUCCUUUGUAUGCUCGGGAUGCCCUGAGAGUUCUACUGAAUUGUUCUGGACUGCAACAGGUGGAUGCCGCUCUACAGAAAAAGAACUGCUGGGAGCAGUAUGGCCAAGUGCAGUAUCAUCAUCACGGGGUCUACCUCAUUGCCAAAACUCUCAGUGAUUAUAAAUUUCAGCAGUUUCCGGAGACCUUGCAUUACCUCUACAAGCUUUCAAUAGGUGGUCCCAGGACUACUGAGGACAGAGUCAUCAUCAUUAUAUUCCUCACUGAACUUCUGAACAACUUCUUGAAGGACCCAUUCCCAGAAGAAUUUUUGAUUCUUUACAGAAAGUGGGCUAACGAUUCCAGUCCCACAGUUAGCAAACUGAGCCUUCAGAAAAUCGCCAGCAUGGCUCCAGUUAUCAAUGAGAUAGAAAGUUCCUGCAGCAUGUUAACAUCCAUCCUGGAUGCCUUGCUCUCCAAAGACAACAUGGUGGUCAUGCAGGCUUUGCUCACCCUCCGAGAACUUUUAGACAAACUUGACAGAGUGAAAUAUUCCUCUCUUGGCAUCAGAAUCACUUCCAGUUAUUUACUCCUGAUGGAUCACAUUAGUGAAAAUAUUCGGAGUACUGCUAUUCGACACUUCGGUUUACUAGUUAAAGAUAUGAGUCUGAACAAACAGAUGCUGAAACAUGUGGUCCUAAAAGGCUUGGUGCCUCUGAUUCUGUUUUUGGAGGAAUCUGAGAUAAAAGUAGUUAAAGCAUGUAAAUAUACGUUAGAAAUCUGUGACUCACAUUUACAGUGGUCAACAUCAUAUUUUCUCCAAGAUGAAUAUUACAAUUUUGAGCUGGUGGUGCUCAGCAUUUGUAACACUUUUCUUAUUUCUCAAAGGAACUACAUCACAGAUUUGAUAGGUGAUACCUUAGGAUUCCUGAGGAGCUCCAGAACAUAUCUGAGGAGGGCAGCAGUUAUCUUAAUAGGGUACUUGGCCAAAGCAGGUGACUACUUACUGCUCAGAGAUGAGAUUGAAGUCAUGCUUGAGGUUAUGGAACCAAUGCUUCAAGAUGAAGAUCUGGUGGUCAGAGAGUUGGCAGAAAAAACCCACAAGCUUUUUAAGGAAAUUGCCCAGGGAAUGACCUCCUCAACUAUUAAACGAAACUUUAAAAAAUUGGUUAAGUUCACCUAUGUCAAAAAAUUGAAGCCACUUUAUUAUUAUUACCAGCCUGAGGACCAAACAGAGUGUCCUACACAAAUUGCAAAGACUAAGGAUAAGGAAAGCCUCAUAGAAGAGAAGGAUGAGAACAUCAUGGUCAAGAAUUAG